Molecule: messenger RNA, 3836 nt
Organism: Brassica napus (rape)
Lineage: Eukaryota; Viridiplantae; Streptophyta; Magnoliopsida; Brassicales; Brassicaceae
Product: transcription factor bHLH100-like
Exons: 2
Coding region: 1238-1954 (238 amino acids)
Biological process (GO): regulation of transcription by RNA polymerase II
Cellular component (GO): RNA polymerase II transcription regulator complex
Molecular function (GO): protein dimerization activity; DNA-binding transcription factor activity, RNA polymerase II-specific; RNA polymerase II transcription regulatory region sequence-specific DNA binding
Source: RefSeq, a predicted model, not a curated record
UCAUAAGUAUCCCGCAAACACACCAAUUUCUGACCGCAUAACCAGUCGUACAAAUCUCUUAAACCCGCUAAUAAUCAUAACCACCCGCAUCCGCAAACUUCUGUAACCGCAACGCUACGUUUGAACCAGUCAGACCCUCAAUCUAAUAGCUCAAUGACCGGAAAAUAAUUAGAUUCAAUUAAACAUUAAUUAAACCUUAGUUCAUUACCAUUAAUUUGUGUGGUGAAAAUAAUAUUUAUUAAAGUAUAGUAUCAAUAUUACUGUUUCCAAAUGACAUAAUAUUUAUUUAUUGGACUUCAUAGUCGACAGUUUGUAAUAUUGAAAGUAGUGGAUCAUUAUCUUAGAAGUAGGUACAAAAUUAUUUUAUUAGUAACAUUCGUAUAUGACAGAAUUGGAUCCGAAAAUUUUGGAAUAAAAGUGGAAGUUACAAAAUUGUUUUACCAAGGUGGUUAUAUGAUAUAUUUAGAUAAUCAAUUAGAUGCAGUUAUAUUUUAAGUUGGACUCAACUAUUAUCAACUGGACAUGUUUCUAAUUUAAUAGUAUUGAUUUAUGAUGCAGAGGUAUGCAUCAUUUAUAUUUAAAUGUAUGAACAGAGUUGGCCACUACACUAUAAGACUUUUAGUUAAAUAAAUUAAAAAUAGAAAGUCUAAAUUUGAUCUACAAAAUGAAUAAGAAAUGCUUAUGUAUAUGCUUACUGAUUAAUCACAUAGAUAUAUACUUGUAAUCAGGAGAUAAGCAUUUGAAAAUUCCACGUGAUUUGCACGUGCUUUGCAGCAUUCCACGUGAUUUGCACGUUCCCUCGCAACAUUGCGCGUCUAUCAAACUCGUGUAUCCUUGUCUCCCAGCAUUUCUCUUAUUUUUAAUUAGUGCAAUGACAUAGAAAACUUAUUGCAUGUAUAUGUAGGUCAACCAGUGAUCAUUCGAACAUGCUCCUGCUUGGGGAGAAAAUGCUUAACCCCGUGUCAAUGCAUGUCCACUCGUGACCCACAUACACUUCACCCUAUGGUAUUAAUUUUAAUUUAUAUCCCAUGGAUAUGCUUUUAUAUUUGUACAACAGAUAAUUAUUCCUUCGAUCAAAAACAAUUUAAAAUUUUUUUAAUUUUUGUAUUAGUGUGUAUAUAUAAAUAGAACAAAACUUGAGUGAGACAUAAAUAAACCAACGAAAGUAACUCACUAAGCCUAAUCCCAACCCAUAAUCUGUCUAAAGCCUUUUACCAAAAAAAACUGUAAAGCCAAGAUGUGUGCACUUGUCCCUCCAUUGUUUCCCAAUUUCGGCUGGCCUUGCGGAGACCAAGGCUUCUAUGUAAACGACGACGUAGCCAACACGUUUCUUGAUUUUCCAUUGCCGGACUUGGAGGUGGCUCAUCAGAAUGUGUCGUCGGAGAGACAUAGAACUUUAGGGUUAGAGAAUCCCGUCGUGAUGAAGAAGCUUAAUCACAACGCGAGCGAACGUGGUCGUCGCAAGAAGAUCAACGCAAUGUUCUCAGCGCUCCGUUCUUGUCUCCCAUCUACCAAUCAAUCGAAGAAGUUAAGUGUUUCAGCAACAGUUUCACAGGCCCUAGAGUACAUACCAGAGCUGCAAGAGCAAUUCAACAUGCUCAUAAAGAAGAAAGACGAGCUCUCGUUUCGAAUCUCGGGUCAAAAAGAUCUCCUUAACACUAACCAAAAUGCUAAGCCAGAGAAAGGGGUCACUGGUUAUGCAUCAACGGUUUCUGCAACUAAUCUAGGUGAGACAGGUUUAAUGGUCCAGAUUUCAUCUUUACAGACUGUAAAGUGUUCGUUCGGGAACGUAUUGAGUGGACUAGAAGAAGAUGGGUUGGUUCUUGUGGAUGCUUCAUCUUCAAGGUCUCAAGGAGAGAGACUCUUUUACACUUUGCAUCUUCAGAUGGAUAAUUGCAAUCUGAAUUUUGAAGAGUUACGUAGUAGGUUGUUGUACUUGUACGAGAAAUGUUGAAACUCAUUUACCUGAUUCAAGAAAAUAUUGUAUGUGAUUUGGUUUUGUUUUCUAUCUCUCUCUUUAAAACUCGAGGUUAGAAAUAGUAUGAACCUUCUGCCUAAUCAAGAAGGCUUUUUAUUUUAAUAAUGUUAUUUUGUUAAAAUAAUGGUUAACUAUAGAGUUAAUUAACUUUUAAAGAGUUAGGUCUGUGUUAUGCAAAUCAGUAACUAUUCAAAGAAGGCGGUCUAAAUAAAUACACACUGUCUCUUUGGGUAGUUAUGAAUAUAGUUGUACUUAUCAUAAGUAGGUUCGAGUGCCAAUUAAAAUUUAGAGAGAGGUGAGAGAAAGUUGCUCUCAAAUCUCUCUCUCCAUCCAAACCCUAGUUUCCUCGAAUCUCACCGUCAGAAUCUCGUUUCUGGUGGCCGGCGGUGGUCGUUUACCGUCGAUCGCCACCCCAAAUCGCUCCCUCCAUCCAACCUCACCCCUAUCGAGCUCUGUUUUCCCCACCUCCUCCUUGCUUCAUCACCUCUGGUUUUUCGUUAGGAUAGCGGCCGGAUCCAGCGAAUCAAACCGGUUUCUGGGUGUGUACCCAGCCUUUCUGGAGUGAUGGCGAGGUCGUGGAUGCACAGAUCUCUUCAGGAGGCGCCGCUUCGAAAGUAGAUCUAGGGUUUGGCUCUCGGUAGAUCUGGGUCAGAUUCACCUUGGAGAGUUCGUCGGAGCUCCAGGGCGUCGCUGCUGCUGUAUCUCCGGCCAGCCUCGCUGUCUCCUCUGUCUUCCCCUGUCUCUGUCUUCGGUUGCUCUAGCUAGAACUUCCCCGUGUAGAUCUUCGGGUCUAGGAUGAAAAGCGAUGUUUGAGGGCUUCGCCGGGGACUUCUCUUCCGUUCUGUUUUCACAGCAACUACCAUGGUGGCUGAUGGUCUCGGGUCCUUUGGUAUUUCGAGAUAGCUCAGGGAUUUCAACUCUCUGCUCUGUUUCUACCUUCCGUCGGGUCCUCUCAUCUUCUCGCCUGCUGAUAGGAGCUAAAUCUCCUCCGAUUUCAAAGUCUCAGAAGGAAUAUGACAUCCACUUCCUGCCCUCUUUGAUGCUAAGCUGCCAGAUCUUUUAGUGCUCUGCUUGUUUGCCGGGACCGGAGUCGAGCCGUAUAACCUCCGCUUCCGCCAGCCUGUAUCUCACCUGUGCUUAUAUGCUGGCAUCUUCGCUUCGGUUUGGAUUUCUCAGGGAGUUGGUUGUCGUUUUCUGGAGUAAGCUUCGUUUGGAGUGGACUUCAUUAGUUGUGGUGGCCGGACCAGGACUUAGUCAACCCUGCUUCGCCUGUCCUCUUUUCGGAGUCGCCUUCGGGACGGUCUGCGGUGCCUCAGACCGUUCUCCGGUUGUGAACUCUAAUGACUGCCUCGCUUGUUACAGGUUUCCGGUUGCAAGAUCAAGUUGUGGUCUCCUGAUACUAAAUGGUUGCUUCGAAUUCAUACAUUGCCAAGCUUUAGUCAUGUCUGUAGAGAUUAUGCCUAAACCUUAAUUUGUUUUAGAGAGUCUUUUUUACCUUUUUUUGUGGCUCUCUCUAGCACUUAUGCUUUAAUUAGCGCUUUAGAUUUCUAGGAUUUGAUUUCUUCAAACUCUUGUAAUCUCUUUGUCUCAUUACCAGUUAAUGAAAUUCACAUACUUAACAAAAAAAAAAAAAAAAAAAAUAUCAUAAGUAGGUUCUGAUGGUUGUUGAGUUUUAUGUAGUCAUUGCAUGGUUAAACAUAGAUGUUGUAGUUUAUCAUCAAAUGAGACUUCGAUCACCAGCACUAUAGCUUCAACAGUAAACUUAUCUGAAAUUUUUUAGUAACUCUUAAUGUUCAGGUUUUCCAACUUAACAACGAAACAGUCGAAGAAGAGACCAUUAUACUCUUUUACCAGAGAU